UUAAACUUCUGAAGUCGCGCAACAUUCCCUUUAUCCGGUCCACCUUUGUUGUACGAUAUUUAUAUUUUUUCUUCUGAACAUGUGAAAUAUAUAAAUAAUUCCGGAUCGAUCCGCAGAGUCUGAUCGGAAGAGUUUUUUUUCUCCAGAGAUUCGUUUUUUUACAAAUCCAUCCGGAGCCUCGAUGGAGGCGCGCUAACGAUAGCGAGCUAGCUAACGUUAACGUUACAGGAGCUAACUUUAGCUAGCAGCUAGCUGUGUGUUUUUAUUUCUAUUUAAAAAAAAAAACACGUUCAAAGAAAAUACAAGCUAAUUUAACGCAUUCGCCGAGAUGACGUCAGCUUCCGCAAAGGUGGGCGAGAUUUUCUCAGCAGCGGGCACCGCCUUCACGAAGCUGGGAGAGUUGACCAUGCAGCUGCACCCGGUGUCUGACUCCAGUCCUGCAGGGGCCAAAUGGACGGAGACGGAGAUCGAGAUGCUGCGUCUGGCGGUGCGUCGGUUUGGAGACGACCUCAACAACAUCAGCACCGUGAUCAAAGAGCGCACUGUAGCGCAGAUAAAGAGCACCGUCAAGAGGAAGUUGUACGAGGACAGCAGAGUCCCCAUUUCCUCCGAGUCCCCGAAGAAGACCGUCAAGAAAACAGCCGCCGCCAUGACGCCGGCUCCGACACCCGCUGCUCCCGCCAUGAUCGCCGUGCCGACCUCGCAGGUUGUCGUGGCGACAGGAAUGCAGAGUAGCCCCUCUCUGGCCCCGCCCAUCAAGAAACAGAAGACGGCAGACGUGACUCUCAGCGCUCUGAACGACUCGGACGUGAACAGUGACCUGGUCGACAUCGAAGGACUCGGUGACAGCUCGUCCAACAAGAAACUCAACUUCGACCAAGAGAGCCUGAACCUGGACUCCAGCCUCAUCAUGAACUCCAGUGACCUCCCCCUCCUGUCCCGCUGACCUCUGACCUCUCAGCUCUCCUGUUACCUGAUGCUCACCUGUCCACAUCUGCAGCGUUUAUCCUUCAGUUUAACAGAAACACAGAGACGUUUGUUAAAAAGUGACCACAGUUCAAAGAGUUGAAUCAGACGUUUGUUUUUGUGACAGAAUUAUGUUUCCAUCAGUUUCAGGUUAGAAAUCAGACAACGUUGGGUUUUUUUUUAUCAUGAAGAGUGACGUGGAGGUGACCUCAGAGUGUGAAGUCAUGAUGGCGUCGGGGGGGAAAUGAGUUGAUUCAUCACUUUGUGCUCUCAGAACUUAUUUUACCCUCAAACUAAUAAUUUAAUCUCCCCAGAUGUUCAGUGCACGGAGCUCUGGUGCGGUCAGCUGUACAGAGACAGAUUUGUGUCAAUAUUAUCAAGUCCGUGUGUUACAGUCUGUGAACAUAAAACAAUUUCCAUAAAUACAACAAAUUAUUUUAGAUUCACAAAAAUAUUUUGCAGAUAUAAAACGCAGAUAUCUGUGAAUACAUUGAAUUGAUUUACAAAUAUGUGAAAAACAUGUACAACUUUAGAACAGAAAAGCCAGUUUGUUUGUUUUUUAUUACAGAUGUGCAGAAGUGUCGGGCCAGGAAAAGAAAACAACUUAAUAACCAUCAAAGUUUCUUGUUAUAUUGCGUAAAAAUGUGAAAAAUAUCUUGUUAUAAUGAGAAACUUUCUGUCUCUCUCAGUGACACACGUGGAGUUUUUAUUUUAUUUUAUGAAUUUGUUUAUUUUUAUUACAGAAUACUUUUGUGAGUUUAGAAAUACUUGUUGUAUUUGUGGAAGGUGUUUUGUUUUUACAGAGUCACACACAGACUGUUCACACAAAUGAUCUUUGACCCAAAUCCGAGGAGAUGUUCUGAAGAUAUUUCCUGAAUCAUCAAAGACUAAAAAAAUAAUCUCACUGCUGCACGACCUGAUGCUUUUUGUUUCAUUAACUCGGCCGGUCAGAUGCAGCUCUGCUUUUGCUCCAGGAAGCAGUUUUUGUUUAAUACGGUUUAUUUAUUUUAGUUUUAUGUAAAAUCACAAAGUGUCUCAGUGUGAAAGACAAUUACAGAAAAAACAAAAACAAUAUAAAAUGUCUAAAACAAAAACACACUACUGAGAUAUUCUAAGUUUGAUAAUAUUUUAUAAGAACAUUUAUUAAAGAAAAAAUCACUGGAAAAAACAAGAACAAGAAGAUCAGUCGCUGCUGACUGACGUCGUCGACAGGAAAAACAACCUGGUUAAAAAUGUUUUUUUUAUUGAUCAGGUACAAAUGAUUUUUUUCCUCCAGAUGUUUAAAAGAAUAUUUGAAGGAUUCUGGAAAUAUCUUCAGAAGCAUUAAAACAUCAGCAGGUGUCGUCACAUGACCGAAAUUUCCAACUUUAAAUCAACACCAUGAAAAAUAUCCAUAUUUAAAACAUGAGAGUUCAUCAGUGUGACAUGUCUACAGUACAGUAACUGUCUCAAAGUAUUGUUCUUUCAUGGUAUGAAGAAAUACAGUACUACACAGUUAUUAUUAUUAUCAUUGUUAUUAUCAUCAGUUCCGUUACCGUAGAUCAGUAAAUACACACAGUCAGAUAAACAUCGUCACACACAGCCCUGCAGAAUGUUUCUGAUACCGCAGAGAGAAAAUUAAAAUUUAAGAAUGUAAAACAGUUGUUGAGGGGAAACACUCCGGGUGAAUCUGGUAAAGGUUUUAACUAAUAAAUGUAACCAUGACACUCCCCUCAGCUUUGUACUUACGACAGGACUAUUGUUUUUUAUACAACAUGUGUUCUGAAAUAUUAUGUUUAAUUUAGCAAAUGAGCAAUUAUGUAAUUAAAUACGUGUUGAUUUUUAUACAUUUCUAGAACACAAAUCAAAAACAUGUUCCAAAGUCUUGUUUCAUUUUAGUUUCAUAUUAGAGUCAAAGGUUUUUAUAGAGGGGCCUCUGGAUCUCUCUGGACACCUCUCCACAAAUCAGAAAACACUCUAACAGCCGUUAAAAAAAUCUAUUUUCACCAUGUUUUUAGGGAAUAAAAAUUUGUAAAAACCAGGCUGUGAAUAAUAUUUCUGAACAAGUCCUCUGUAAAAACCUUCAGAAUACAGACAGGAACCAAACUGGAAAGUUUUGUGGAUGUUAGAGCUGCUGAAGUGCAGAUUUAUGACUUGGAGGAAAAAAAAUCUGAGAAAACAAACUUUAAAAAUAUGAAUUGUAAAAUUACAAACUGUUUAAGACCAAAGAUGAGAUGCUAGGGUCAAAAGGUAAAACUAUGAGAUUUCACCAUGAAACUUCACCCGUUGAUUAUGUACACUUAGAUAAUUAUUUUUUGUGUUUCAAGUUUUUUGACAUUGUUUGCUUAAAUAUGAAGAUGAGGUGUAAGCUAAAUAAAUAUGUGCUUUUUGCAGAAAUAGUCCAGAGUCUCAAAAUUGACUCGUGCAUUUUCACCUGGAGUGUUUCACCUUAAAAGACAAAUAUAACAUGACUGUAACACAUUGAUGAUGAUGAUGAUGAUGAUGAUGAUGGUGACUUUUCAUGGUCAGUGGCAGAGAACAGCAGGAUGACUGUAGGAGACAUUGACACUAACAGCUCGUACUGCUGUAUUUAUAGAGUUAGGAAAAUGAGAUUGAAGCCAUUUUAAAUAUUCAGAAUCGGCUGGUAUUAGUAAAUUAAUUAUUUUGGCAACAACACUUGGUGCUGUGACUCAAAUGUAACGGUGGUGAACAUCUGAUAUCUGUAACCUGGAAGUUCUCUCUAAACUUCUGCAGCAAAACGAUCAGUUUCUGAAAAAUAAAUCCGUCUAACAAAAAGACACUUUAGAUAUUUCAGCCCCGCAUCAAAGUGUACUCAGUGAAUUAAUUGAAGGAUUUAAAAUACUGAACUGAGGGAACAAAAUAAGUUCACUGAACAAACGAACAUGAGACUUUGUCAACAGAUUUCCCCCCAGAGGCCAAACAGGAAUUUAAAUGUCUGAAUGAUGAUGUUCAUUUUGAAUCUCAGCGUGUUGAUCUGUUGUUAAAUAACUGUCUGACUUCUGAUGUCAGUCUUUUCAAAAUGUCCUCAAACAACUGCUUGUGUAGGUUUUAUCAAAGAAAAAAGAGGAAACUUUUUUGGGACUAUUUUCAGCCGCGGAUGAAUCCACAUUGAUGAGAAGAACUGUAGAAAACAUGUUCUGAUAGUUGUGAUCAUGACAGUAGCUGCGGCUCUUUGACUUGUAAAAACACCGUUUUGAUUAUGUUGAGUAAAAAAUAAAAAAAAAAAAA
Messenger RNA from Epinephelus fuscoguttatus (brown-marbled grouper), 4194 nucleotides. Its product is annotated as chromatin complexes subunit BAP18-like. NCBI's taxonomy places the organism in Eukaryota, Metazoa, Chordata, Actinopteri, Perciformes, Serranidae. Gene Ontology annotation, cellular component: MLL1 complex; NURF complex. The transcript is spliced from 6 exons. The record is from RefSeq and is a predicted model, not a curated record. Bases 329 to 946 code for a protein of 205 amino acids.